AUGUCGAAACAAGAUAAGCACUGCACGGCGAUUGACUUCGAGAGCUACCAAGAACGGCUUGCGAAUAACCCAUCACGAGAGGCACCCUUGAGCAAACAGCCACACCAGCUUGAUGCACCCACCCAAUUGGACAGUAGUUCCAACAAAAAAAAGAGAAAAACGUCUCCCUGGAGCGAACAUACACGAAAGGUUGUGAGUGGAGGCCCAAAACUCUUUGGCUUACCUCAGGUGUGCGAGGAAGGUACAUCUCGCGGGUUAAUCGUGAGGGAGGAAUCACCCUGGGACACUUAUCGUCGGACACUCAGGUGUAAUCUGGCAGGUGAGGUGUUCAUUGCAGCUCGCCGUUCCCGUCCGUCCCAGGUAGUAGCCCUUCGGGAGUACACCAAAGGGGACGUGGCUAAAAUGCGACGGCUGUAUGAUAUCCUUGACCACGAUAAUGUAUUGACGGCCCGAGAGUGCUUCGUAAAUGAAGGAUGCAUGUACGCUCUCGUCAACGACCUCCAGCUCACUUUGGAGCAGCUUGUGGGGUGUCGGUCUCUCUAUCCUACGGAGGCGGAAUUAGCUUCCAUGACUUGGCAGAUUUUGGAUGGUUUAUGUUACCUCAAUGAAACUGGAUUAGAACACCAGUCUCUGACAUGCCGGAAUAUUCUUCUCGGCCUAGAUGGCGUUAUCAAGAUCGCCAGCUUGGAGAUGUGCGUGGAACGUCCGCCGGGUCAGGCACAGAAUGUAUACAUCAAAACUCUCGCUUCCAUUACCAUGGAAAUCAUGCAGAAGUAUGUGAAAGAUGAUGGAAUGGUGGGAGUAGAUGACGUGGAUCGUUGGCCUGUCGACUCAGAUGCGUUUGGGUUCCUUUCCGCCCUCUCGACAGCAAAGUCUAUUGAAUCUUUGAAAGAGCAACCGCUUGUCCGCAAAGAAAGUCGAUUGGUGGGAGAGUUGAUGCUUCUUGCUCGGUCUGUUUUAGUCUCUGCAAGGAUGUUCUAUUCCUACGAGAGAUAG
Molecule: messenger RNA, 996 nt
Organism: Penicillium hordei
Lineage: Eukaryota; Fungi; Ascomycota; Eurotiomycetes; Eurotiales; Aspergillaceae
Exons: 4
Coding region: 1-996 (331 amino acids)
Biological process (GO): protein phosphorylation
Molecular function (GO): protein kinase activity; ATP binding
Source: RefSeq, a predicted model, not a curated record